CGACUCGUCACCCCUCCACCUAGCUCCUCCUAUCGCUCCGACGAAAGAAUUCGAUCUCGAAGUCGCUCAAUUGACCCGACUAUUACCAUCGCUGGUCGACCGGAUUGUUGAACUCGGUGCUCCGUGCCAUCAGCCCCUGCUUCAUCGCCUCAGACAGGGAUCCUCACCCGCCACCGCCUGUCCCAUCUUGUCCAGCUUGAGGUUUCCCUACACCUCAACAGUUAUACGCCACAUUCACAAUGUCUGCUCGCCCAUUGUCGUCUUGCCUUCGCGCCCGGUGCUCUGCCCUCCGGGCUCAGAAUGUCCAGGGUUUCUCGACCCGCAGCAACCUCCGUGCCGCCGACCACGGUGACCACUAUGAUCCCCCGACUGGAUACCUCUUUGGCCUGAAGCCUGGCCAGAAAUAUCAGAAGGAAGGCUGGGAGAACAUCUGGUAUUACGGAUUCAUCGGCAGUCUGCUAGUCACCGGCGUCGCAUAUGUUUUCAAGCCCGACACCUCGAUACAAACAUGGGCUCUCGAGGAGGCUCGCCGGCGGCUGGAGGCCGAGGGCAUCUUGGAGGACCCCGACAAGGCCCAGCGCAAGUAAAGCGCACUAGUCCAACUUCUCCCUUGUACUUUGUACAUAGAUUGGCCGGGCGUGGAAGACGGUUGUUGAUUGAAUGGUUACACGUGUUAUCAGGCACAUUCCGGUCCGAUCCUAGACAGGGCUUUCCAUUUCACUGUUCGCUUUUCUUUCCUUUCUUUCCUGUUACCUGCGUGUGUCUUGUCGUCUUAUAUCCUUUCAUUGGCUCGCUUUAUGAACUUAGGAGCGGAAGAGAAAAUAAAUCAAGACUCUUUG
Messenger RNA from Aspergillus aculeatinus CBS 121060, 839 nucleotides. RefSeq lists its product as uncharacterized. The record is from RefSeq and is a predicted model, not a curated record. Lineage: Eukaryota; Fungi; Ascomycota; Eurotiomycetes; Eurotiales; Aspergillaceae. The transcript has 2 exons. The coding region runs from base 240 to 587 and encodes 115 amino acids.